This is a messenger RNA of Quercus robur (English oak), 945 nucleotides long. RefSeq lists its product as uncharacterized. Bases 1 to 945 code for a protein of 314 amino acids. The transcript has a single exon. Gene Ontology annotation, molecular function: catalytic activity. NCBI's taxonomy places the organism in Eukaryota, Viridiplantae, Streptophyta, Magnoliopsida, Fagales, Fagaceae. The record is from RefSeq and is a predicted model, not a curated record.
AUGAACAUCUUAAGAUGGAACUGCAGAGGGGCUAUGAAGCCUAACUUUAAGAAGACUGCUCUUGACCUUAUUGAAUGGCAUCAACCAGCCAUCUUUGUCAUUACGGAAACCAGAAUUGAUGGGCCGAGAGCGGACUUCAUUAUCAGGGGCCUGCCUUUUGAUGGGGCUUAUUCGACUGAAACUAUUGGUUUUGCUAGGGGUAUAUGGCUUCUUUGGCGCUCUGAUCUUGUGGAAAUGGACAUCCUCUCUGCUACAAAACAGGAGAUUCAUACCAUUGUCCAGGUUAGAUCCCUUUCUCAGUCUUGGCUUCUUAGUGCUGUUUAUGGUAGCCCCCGGUUUCGGGAGCGUAGUUUGUUAUGGAACAAUUUAAAAAUUCUAUCAGUUAGACAUAAUCUCCCGUGGGCGGUAAUGGGGGACUUUAAUGAUGUUACCAGAGAGGAAGAAAAAUCUGGGGGAAAUGGGAUCAAUAGUAGAAGGGUUUUUGCUUAUAAUGAGUGUAUGGAUUUUUGCAAUCUUAUUGAUUUAGGCUUCUCUGGUCCUAAAUUCACCUGGUCGAAUUGCCGAGAUGUAUCUGAUGUAAUUCAACAAAGGCUUGAUAGAGUUUGGGUUAAUUCUGGCUGGAAGUUAUUAUAUCCGGAUGCCAUUGUGUCUCACCUGGCCCGUAUCAGUUCUGACCAUUGUCCCCUUCUCUUAUCAUUGCAGUCAAACCUUGGCCACAGGGGCCUUCGCCCGUUCCGCUUUCAACCUAUAUGGUUAAGUCAUGAUGGUUUUCCUGAUAUUGUGAGGGAAGCCUGGGAAGGGCAUAGUCAAGACAUUUGCAGUGCAGUUGCAAAUUUUACUCUAAAAGCCAAGAAUUGGAAUAAAGAAGUUUUUGGAGAUAUUUUUUUGGAGGAAAAGGAAGUUGACUGCAAGACUCCUUGGUGCAGAGAAAGCUCUUGCAAAUAA